Molecule: messenger RNA, 3321 nt
Organism: Rotaria socialis
Lineage: Eukaryota; Metazoa; Rotifera; Eurotatoria; Philodinida; Philodinidae
Source: the annotation of a GenBank genome assembly
AUGACCUCAUUAUCCGCCAGUGAACAAGAAAAAAGUUUAUUUGCACAGAAUGAACAACCACCGGCAAAUCUUCAACAAUCUGAAAGUCUUGACGGCAUGAAGCGAAUUCAUUCAUUUUCAUCAUCGCUAACUUCAGCAACGUUGCCAAAUCAACAACGACAGCCUUAUCGAUCUUUAUCGUCGCAUGAUUUGAUUUCAUCAUCGCCUUUAUCGUCUGUUCAUACACGAAAUAAUAAUAAUAAUUCAAAUGAUAAUGAUUUAUUCGUAAAUCCAUUUGAUAGACGUCUUACUGAUCAUUUUCUUCUCUGGGAAAAAGAGUAUGAUAAACGAGUUCAGCAAAUGAAUGAAAUCAAAUGUACUGAAUUAAAUAAAUUAAAACUUUAUUAUGAAACAAAAUUACGUGAAUGCGAAGAUAAUAAUAGACAAUUAGAAGUUCAUUCAGGUCAGAUAAAUCACGAAAAUAGACGUUUAAAAAUCGAAAUUGAACAUGAAAAGCAACAAAACAAAAUCGAACAAACAGCAUUAGAACAACAUUUAAAAGAGUUCAAAGGCCAUCUAGAGAGGAAAAUUCAUGAAAUAAAAAUUGUUCACGAACAUGAUAAACAAGAAAUUAAACAACAUCAUUCACGGAUAUAUCAAGAUCUAUUAGAUGAAACAAAUCAACGUUUAAAACAAAUGGAAAGUAACUAUAAAUAUCAACAAUCAACCAAUGAGACAGUUGUUGAAGAAAUGGAAAAACGACUGGCAGAUUUUCAUUCCAACGUUCAACAACUUCAACAAGUGAAACAAAAACUCGAAGAAGAUAAAAUCCAAUUAACUAAAAAAAAUGAACAACUACAAUUACAGGUUCAAGAAUUAACAAAUAGGCAACGUCAUAUUGAUCGUAACAAUGCUGAUCAAAUUCAACGCUAUGACAAUGAAAUAAAAUCUACUAAUCUUCGUUGUGAAUCAACAGUUGAUUUAUUACGUAAAGAAAAUGAGAUAUUAAAAAGUAAAUCAAGCAAAGCAAUAGAUGAUCUAGAAACACAACUAUUAAAAAUAACAGAACAAUUUCAUGAAAUAGAAAAAUCAUUCGAACUAAAAACAAAUGAACAACAACUAAACUAUCAUAACAAUAUAAAACAAUGCGAAAAUGAUUAUGAAAAAAUUAUUCUAGCAUUAAAACAAGAAUUAAAAGAACAAAAUAAAAAAUACAUUUUAUCAAUUCAUCAUAAUGAACAAAUACAAAGUGAAUUAAGACAACUAAAACAUAAGAUUACAAUUGAUUUAGAAAAUCAAAUCCAAGAAAUGAAUGAUCGAACACGUGAAACAGAACAAAUGUUGAUGAACAAACUAAAAUUUGAAUAUGAACAAGCUAAUCAACGAGAUCAAGAAAAACUACGUGAAAAGUUCAAUAAAGAAAUCCAAGAUAUAAAACGUAAAUAUGAGCAAAUAGUCGAAAAAAACGAAGAAACAAUGAAGAAUGAUUUUAAAAUAAUUGAUCAAGCAUCUGUUGACACGAAACGAACACAUGAAAUUGAAAAACAACAGCUUGUCAAUCAUUAUGAACAAUAUAUACGAAAACUUGAAACUAAGUGUGAAAACAUAAGUGAUGAAUACGAAAAACGUAUUGAACAAGUAAUUUCUAAAACGCAUGAACAAGUGAAAUCAAUGGAAGAUGAAUACGAAGCACGUUUUGCUAAUCAACAAGCGGUUAUUAAUGAUCAACAAAAAAUAAUUCAAGCAUUUAAAGAUGAGGAAAAUCGAGCUAAAACAGUUUUUGAAAAGCAAUGUAAAAUUCUCAGUGACCAAUCAUUACGUGAAAAAAACGAAAUUAAAGCACAAUUUGAUCUAUGUAUGAAAAAUUUGGAGAAGAAUUUCAGUACAUUAGCGUCAAAAAAAGAACAAUUGGAACGUAAAUUAUCAAUUUUAAAAGAGCAUCAUAAAAACGAAAUGCUGGAAUUGCGUUUAACAUAUGAAAAAAAUAUUAAAGGUCUACUAACAAAUGAUGUUCGUCUGGAUUUAGAAAAUACAAUAUUUUCAUUGAAACAACAAGUCGUUUAUUUACAACAACGUAUUGCUUUUCUUCAAAAAGAACUCGAACAAUUGACUAUUCCAACGAUGGAGGUUUUUGAAUCGUUCUAUCGGAACCCAAUCCUUCGUGAAUAUCUCAAUCCAAAACAAUUACAAGUAACACCAUGGGUGCUCGAUCCAAUCGGUAUAAAUCAUCCAUUUGUGUUUGAUUUUGAAAAGAAAUUUUUCGAUAAAACCUAUGCCCAUAAUAUCUAUAAUUGGAUGAACAAAUGGUGGUGGUUAAGUAUCGUCUAUUCAAUAAUAUAUGUCGGCUUUAUUUAUUAUGGUCGUUCAUUGAUGGAAAAACGUGAACGUUUUGAAUUACGGUUGCCAUUAAUAUUGUGGAAUGUUGCAUUGGCUUUAUUUAGUAUAUUUGGCAUGAUACGUUGUGUACCUGAAAUGAUUUAUGGCAUAGAUAAACGGGGCUUGCAAUACACUAUUUGUGAUAAUAGUAAUAUUUACGGUGUCACUGGAUUUUGGAUUACAAUAUUUUGCAUAUCAAAAGUUCCUGAACUUAUUGAUACAUUAUUCAUUGUAUUACGGAAACAGAAAUUAAUUUUUCUUCAUUGGUUUCAUCAUGCUACUGUCUUAAUUUAUGCUUGGUAUAGUUAUCACGAUUGGACAGCUAGUGGACGUUGGUUUGUGUUUCUGAAUUACAGUGUUCACGCAUUGAUGUAUAGCUAUUAUGCAUUUCGAGCUAUGAAAUUUCAGAUACCAAAAUGGAUUAGUGUAACAGUUACUACGUUUCAAUUAUCGCAAAUGGUUGUUGGCUGCUUUGUUAAUUAUAAAGCAUACAUCUAUAAACAAAAUGGUGCAGCAUGUGAUGUUGCUUAUGCUAAUAUAUUUUGGUCGUUUGUUAUGUAUGCGGUUUAUUUUGGUUUAUUUCUUCAUUUCUUUUUUGUAUCUUAUUUAUCGAAAAAGCCAACAGCCAAAAUGAGACCUGAGAACAGGAUUGGAAAGCGCGAACAUUUGUAUGUCCCGUCACGUACGCAUUCAUUACGGACAGUUGAACCUACCAUAAGUCCUUAUGCUUCAUCGAUGAAUCCAUCAUAUCAUAGACAAUGGAACUCAUCAUUUACAAACGUGAGCAAAGGGAUGGCAAAAGACACUGUGAAGCCUAAAAGAUGUUCAUUGUUUGUGUUUGUAUGCCCAAUCGUGAGUGCAUUGUUGGCCGCAGCUUUAACGACUGGCAUAUAUGGAACGAUUGCUUUAGUCACCAAAAAAUCAGUAAACACAACUGUACUUAUAGGUAUCCUAGGUUUAAUUUAA